GCAGCCGGUCUACUACCUUGCAAAUCUACAUCGAGGAGCUGGAGUAACUCGGCUAGAAGAAACAUGAGGGCGAGCGUGAAUGUGAUGAAGACCGUCGUCUUGCUCAUCGGGUGCCUGGCGGUGAUCGGCCAGCUGGGUCGUGUGGAGGCCGGGAGAAGCUACGGAGGCGGGCGGCGGGCCGCCGGCGACGCGAGCAAGCUGGCGGUGAAGUUCUGCGUCCUACGGGACUGCGACACCAAAGGUGAGCCUAUCGCGAGCGCCUGCUUCUGCUGCCUGAACUUGCCGGACACUCCGUGCUAUCUUCAGCGGGAUGAAUGCAAGGCCAUUUGCCCCAAGCUGCCACGCGCGCUGCCCGCCUCCGCCGGCGGCGAAGGAACUACCUGCGCGUAUGAACGGAUGGAUCGCAACUGAUGAUGCAGUGAGGUGUAUGCCAAGGGCUGCGUGAUCGUGGUUCAGAAGUUGGCCGGUCUUCUCUCAUGAGACUAAUUUGUUGUAGUUCUGUAUAUGCCAGACAUCAAGGAUUACUAUCUCAAUACCUACAUGUAUCUGAAUGUAUGGGGUUAUUUUGUUUGCGGGGUAAAUUUUAUGACGUGAUUUUCGUAUGUUUUCCUAUCUUCCCUCGUCUAACUCAACAAAAAAUGUAAGUCCGACCAUUUCUUCUUUCAGAAAAUUGACUU
Molecule: messenger RNA, 677 nt
Organism: Hordeum vulgare subsp. vulgare (domesticated barley)
Lineage: Eukaryota; Viridiplantae; Streptophyta; Magnoliopsida; Poales; Poaceae
Exons: 2
Coding region: 64-411 (115 amino acids)
Source: RefSeq, a predicted model, not a curated record